Molecule: messenger RNA, 4470 nt
Organism: Xyrauchen texanus (razorback sucker)
Lineage: Eukaryota; Metazoa; Chordata; Actinopteri; Cypriniformes; Catostomidae
Product: activity-dependent neuroprotector homeobox protein 2-like
Exons: 4
Coding region: 213-3218 (1001 amino acids)
Biological process (GO): regulation of gene expression
Cellular component (GO): nucleus
Source: RefSeq, a predicted model, not a curated record
UCUGAACGGCAAGCACAAUAAAUGAGUCCUACUUCCAAAUAUUAAUAAUUACUGUUCAUUACUGUUUCCAUACGUGAGAGCGCAGAUUUAUAGUUUGAACACCCUGUUCUGCUUCCACAUCUUCUAUCAUCGGUUUUGGAGUGCACACGGAUUGGUGAAAGUAGCUAAAUCCCCUCCCAGAUUCGGUUUGGCGCUGGAUAAGGUGUAGGACCAUGUAUCAAUUUCCAGUCAGAGGGUUGGAGAAGAUCCGCAGAACAAGAAAAAAAGUGAAAAACAUUCUUGGAGGAUUUGGACUUGAAGAAUGUCUUAAUUAUGCCGAGGAUCUCCAGGAAUUCUACCCAGGAGAUAAAGUUUUUGAUGCCACAGACUGGUGCGAUUUAUCAGAUGGGUUUGAUGGGCGGUGGAUAAAGAAGUGGGAGUAUCGGACACGAGGAUUGUGCUGCAGCUUAUGUGAAUUCUCUGCAAGGUCCUGGCAUACCUACAGAAACCAUGUUCAGCGUUACCAUGAUGAAGAAGAGCGUCUAUGCAAGCUUUCCUCAUGUACUUCCUGCCCGUUUAUUGCCCACCCCAGAGUGGUUUCCAAGCACUGCAAAUUAUUCCACGUUGAGGACCCAAAGUUAGAAUCUGGUGCAGUCCCCCAACUGCCUGCAAGAGCUGUGAGCGGUACCAUUUUUCAGUGUCGAAGAUGUCAUUUACAAGACACUCUCUUGUACAGUGUGAAAAAGCAUGUUCUCCUUUAUCACUACACCUCCACAUUGAACAAAUAUGCUGGGCAGAGAUCCGCGAGGGAACUUGGUGCCCUGGGAGAUAUUUCUCAGAAAUUUUACUGCAAGAAGUGUUAUGUAUCAGCAGAGACAUCUGAACACCUACUGUAUCAUCUUCUAACCUCAGAAAAGCACAAGGAGCUGGAUGUGCAUAUCAGAUCUCUCAUUUUUGAAACUGAAAGUAAGAAACAAUAUCCUGCUCUAGCACCGAAAGCCCACGGCACUUCUGCUGUCAUAAUGAUGAAAGAUCAGCCAGCAGUAACUGGUACACUGGCUGCUGGUGGAAUCAAAAGAGUAGAAAAUGGUGGCUCUGCUAUCAUUUCUGCCUCUGGAACAAGCCACCCAUUUCUUCCCACUCAAGCUUCUGCCCUGGUUCAGCUUGCAAGUGCUGAGGCGAAGGGUUUACUGAGGCCUGGAGUACCGCUGGCUUUUCAGAACACUCACAUUGGGAGACCUGUAUCUGCUGCUCCUCCUGCAGUUCCCCACCAGAUGUCCGUCAGAGUAGGCCUCCCGGGUCAGCCACAGUUGCAAUCUGUAUCCCGCCAAAUUGUCCUACCACCAGGUGUUCGCCUUAAUGUACCUAAUGUUAGGCCACCAGCUCCUCAAUCCUUACUUGUUAAUCCAAAAUUACCACAACCGAGCCCAGGAGGCACCAUGAUGACUUCCCAGUCCCUUCUCAGUCAUUUAAUCCCAACAGGCAACAAAGUCGAUGGCUUACCCACCUACACUUUUGCACCUUUGCAGGUCUUAUCAGUCCAGUCAAAUAACUCCCAAGGACUCAGCAAAGCACAGUUGCCGGUGUCUCAGAACAACCCAGCUACUCAUCAGAACAAGCAAAACAGUACCCUGCCAGUCCCCAAGCAAACCAAGAAAUGGAUCACUUGCCCUAUCUGUAAUGAGCUCUUCCCAUCUGAUAUCUACGAGUCCCAUCCAGCGGUUCACAAAGAAUCAUCUAAUAAGCCCAAGCUCGGCCUGGCUGCCCGUGCUCCUUUCUUAAAAAAAAUGCCAGACAAGACUGUUCAAUGCCUGACUUGCAAGAUCUUGAUAUCGGAAAGGGGCGUUUUUGAACAUCUGCUUCAUGGCAUGCUCUGCUUGUUUUGUACAGGGAUUUUCUACUCCAUCAAGCAGCUUGUUGACCACAUACAGAUGGAACAUAAUCAGACUCAAAAGAGCAACUGUGACUUCAUGCGACGAGAAUACCGACUUUAUACCGAUGAGGCAGGGAAUCUGCUUUUCCCGUAUUUUGACAUUAGGACCACGGCUCCUAAAAUAAUAAUGGGCGAGAAAGAGCUCAAUCUUGCGUUGGUCACCAGCUCCCUCGAUCUGAUCUUUUUGAAGAUGUUGCCCAAUAAUCCUCAGGCUGUUUGCAAGACGCCCAUACCAUCCAAGAUGCCCACACCCAAGCUUGAUAACACAGAGUGCCCCUUCUGCUCCGAUAAGUUUCUGAAUAAGGAAGCCUAUCAAAUGCACCUCAAAGAAAAGCACUUCAUUGUGCCCACUCUGCAUGCAAUACUUAAAACCCCAUCGUACAGAUGCCUCUACUGUGGUGGUGUAUACACUGGGAAGACUACUACUAAGGCUAUUAUUGUCCACUUGGGUAAAUGUCGCAGUGCACCUAAGAGUCUCAAGGUUGCUGAAAAAAUGAGUUCUGGAUUAGCUGUUACUCCCAAAGCGAACAGUGCAUAUGUGUCAUACCCAGCCCAUCCUAAACAGAUCACUGGUCCAACUUCAGUCCAAGCCUCUAUUCCUGCCAUAAAAACACCAGAAACGGAAGCAGAGUUACAGAGCCAGCUACGGCUGGAGAUAGCCUUUCGAGAAGCUAUGGAGGCAAAUAAGAGAGAGAGAGAAGAACGGUUGGCAAGGAAGAGAAAGCUAGAGAAAGAUAGGUUGGCUGGCCUGAUUCCCCCUUCACCUGAAAUAAUCAUCGAUCCCUCUGUGACCUUUGCAAUAGAUCCUACCGGAAUGGAGGUACGCUCCUUUGAAGAACGACGCGAGUUUGUCAACAAGUACUUCAAUACACAGCCUUACCCACUCAAGAAGGAGAUAGUUGCCCUGAGUAGCCGUUUACUGCUUAACAAAACUGAUGUUGCUUGCCAGUUUGGUGGAAAACGUACCAGGUGCAUGAAGAAUAUGCAGAAAACCAAGGCUGUAGUACUGUUAGGCUUCAAAAUGGCAGAGCUGAUGAAAGUCCAGCAUGAUCUUUUUAUCCCAGAGAUAGAGCCGGAGAAGAUGGUCACUGAGACAGAAGCAGAAACGACUGUGGCCGAAGCAGAAACGACUGUGGCCGAAGCAGAAACGACUGUGGCCGAAGCAGAAACGACUGUGGCCGCCGCUGAAACGACUGUGGCCGCCGCUGAAACGACUGUGGCCGCCGCUGAAACGACUGGGGCCGACGCUGAAACAACGGUGGCCGACGCAGAAACAGUGGCCGACGUAGAAAUGGAGCAAGAGUAGCUUCCCAAUUGUAGUAAAGAUAAGUGAGGGACUUACAAUGAAAAUUUGGUCAAGAGCAUAAACAGUAGUGUUCCUUGAAACAAUGCAAAAUAUGUACAAUAGACACUGAAUCUAGUUAACCGUGUAGAAACAUAAGAGUUUGAAUCAAGCAGAAAAUGUGUUUAAGUUCGUCUGCUGUUCAUUAAUGUGUUUGUAAACUUUUAAACACGUUUUUUUUUUUUUUUUUUUCAUAUUAAACCUUUUAAAGGAUACACACAUUACUUUUCAUGCAAGGUUAAUUAACUUAAAAUUAAAAUUAGUUUUUUGUAGCCCUUUCAUAGUUCUAGGGUUUGAAACUUUGAUAUUUGUGCGGUUAUACCUUUCUUGUAUGUCAAUCCUUGAAACCUUUGUAUGACAUUUUUCAUAUAUAUUUGUUGUAACUUAAGCAUUUAUUAAGUUUUCCAUUUUCAUGUAUCUUCCUAUUAAUUACUUCCUUGUAUUGUCAAAUUAAUUUCUAUCCUGCUUGCCUUUAUUCUUAUUUAAAUCUGGUAUUCAAAUUCUUUUUAUUCAGAUUUUGGCCAAAACAUAUUCCUCACUCUACAGUAGUAUGAAUCAAUGAUACAUGCAGUGACAUUCCCGACAAAUAAUGCUUACUGAAGUGUGGAGCCUUGAGAAAGGAUUUGAUUUGUUAUAUUAUAUCUUAACAGUAUCUGUAUUUAGUAGACUAUUAGUUUUGCAUUUUAGUUUCCCAUUUCAAUAUUGAGUAUAAUAAAUGCCAACAUCCAUACUUACACAAUGAAAGAGUGAAUAAAAAAUUGCUGCAUAAUCCGUAUACACGUGAGUGCACUUCAUUUAAUUAGACUUUCAAUGUGUAAUUAAUAAUGGCCCUUCUCAAACAUUGGAAACUUAAAGUGAUAGUUCUUUUUAUUGACUUUCAUUGUAUGGAAAAAGCAUUAACGUUCUCCAUAUUUCCUUGUGUUCCUUGGAAGAAAACAUGAGUUUGGAAGGACAAGAAUGUGAGUACAUUUCAAACUAAUUAAAUUUUUGGGUAAAUCAUCUCUAACUCAUUAAGAGAAAAUAAAAAACAAAUAGCUUUAAAGGAAUGUUUAAUACAAGUUAAGCUCAAUCAACAUCAUUUGUGGCAUAAUGUUGAUUACAACAAAAAUUCAUUUAAUCUCAUGUCUCCUUUAAAAAAAAAUAUAUAAAUCUGUGACAAUGGAAGUGAAUGGCCAAUUUUUAGAGAGUUUAAACAGAAAUGUGAAGCUUAUAAUUU